CCAUAUAAAAUGUUGGUGGUAGUUUUUGUUUUUCUCCUUCCUUAUCUGCUAGAGUUUUGGCAUAUAAGAGGAGAGAGAAAAAGGUCAUGAAAUCUCUGCUCAUCUCCUUCUUCACUUAAACGAAAUCCAUCACUCCUCGUCCUUUCACCUUCAAACCUAACCUACCCCUAAUCUUUUUUUUUUCCCCAGAAAUUUACUCAUCAUUUUCAUCACUUUAUUUAGGAGUAUAUAAAUAUAUAUAUUAUCACUUCAUUUACGAGUAAUAGUAUAUAUUUAUAUAAAUGGCAGUUGAAGCAGAGUUUUUCUCAGAAAAUCUGGGUUUUUCUCAAGAUUACAUCACAUCCAUACCCAAUCUCUCUCCUCCUCUACAACAACAGGGAAUGGGAAUGGGAAUGGGAAUGGGGUUUAACGUUAACCAAGGAAUUGUUUGCAAUCCUUGUUCUUCUUCCAUUAAUGUUACUGAGAGUAAUAUUAUGCCUUGUUUGGCUUUUCCUCAACCUUUUUCUGCUUUGCUUGAGAAACAUAAGCAUGAAGUUGAUCUUUAUCUUCAUAUUCAGGGAGAGAGAUUAAAGGAAGCAGUGAAACAACACAAAAGGCAACAAAUGCAGCUAAUAAUAAACAGUUAUGAGUCAAGAUCAAAGGCAUUAAUGAGGGAAAAAGAGGAAGAUUUGGAAAAAUUGAGGGUAAAAACAAAAUUAUUGGAAGAAUACUUGAAGAAAGCAGUUGAAGAAACAGAAGCGUGGCAGAGAAUUGCUAGGGAGAAAGAAGAAACAGUGAUUGAACUCAACAAUAUGCUUCUUAUGGUACAACAAAACCUUUCUUUGGUCUCCCAACAAAACAUCGUUAAUAAUAAUAAUAUAAUUAGUGGUGAAAAUGAAGAAAAUGAUGUAGAGAGUGUGUGUGAUUGUGAAUCAUUGAUAGGAGGGGUCGGGGAGGAGAGAGAAAGUGAGGAAACAGAGAAGAAGUUGUUUGGUUGCAAAUGCAAAUGGUGUAAUGAUGGGAGUUUCUGUGUUGUUUUUCUCCCUUGUAAACAUCUUUGUUGCUGUAAAGUCUGUGAACCUCUUCUUGGACUAUGCCCUGUUUGUCACUCUGUUAAACAGGGGAGUUUGGAAAUUUUUUUCUCAUAGAUAAACUGGUGAAAAAAAAUAUGUGCAGGCAAACACAGCUUAGGGGAAAAGUAGUAUUUUCUGCCCUUUUCUAGUUUUUUACUUUUUUCAGAAAGUAGCAGUAGUUUUUAACCUUUUUUUUUUUACUAUUUAGCUUGUAAAAAAAAAAAAAUACAUCCCCGGUUUUUGUUUCUCUUUGUUCUUUUUGGGACAUUUCGGUGGGUGGAAAUGAUGGUGAUGACUGAUGAGUUUACUAAUGUGUAUACAAAGUUGGAACUGUUGCAUUGACGAAGGAAAAAGUUUUUUUUGUUCAUUUAUGUUUUCAUACUUGAUUUAUGUUUUAUGUUGGGAAUGGUUAUGGACUUAUGGUCAUGGUAUGUUAGAUGUUAUAUUUUUUUUUUUGGACAAUGGGGAAUUGCAUUAAUUUAAGGAAGUACAAAUGCUAAUACAAUCCUACAAAUACGAAGAUAAUUAAACUGAGCGAUACAUUCUCCUACAUAAAUAUUACACAAGUAUACAAAAUUUAACCAAUGAUGAAACUGCAUGAUCAGGAGAGCCGAAUUGAUAUGUAACUGAAAUAGAAUUUUUCUGCUAGGGAAGGGAAUGCUGAUUUCACGAGCGGAGGACCAAUCCCAUUCACCUUCAGUGACAUGGAAUUUUGAAGCCAAAUUUCCUGGAAGAGUCACGUUUCCAUGUGACUCAAUACCCUUUUGGACGGGUAUAUGAGACUUCUCCAUUGAUGAGAAGCUCAUUUUUGUGAACGCGCUAUGCCAAUUAACAAAUUGGGGAGCUGUCUUCAGAUUUGGUUUUUUCAAGGCAAUGAUGGAUAAAAUCAUUACAAAGCGGAAUUGAGAUCGAACUGGAGUUAGAUCUCGAAGAAACGUCCAAUGUUCUAAAUCGGACAACACAAACCCCCGCCACAAAUUUUUUUGCCACGCAAACCCUAACAAGGCGCUAAAAACCUGAUCCAACUUCAAAAACAAAACGACCUCUAGCAGUUAACACAAGCAUCAAGCAGCUUAGUAUAGCAGACACAAGACCCAUACUAACGCGCCCACAAACUAAACAAUUACAAUGUAUUUCCAGCAUGCACUAGGGGAUAUGGAGAGCCGGAUAACCAACAACAUUGUUUGGUAAACUAGACACUAACCGGAGAAGGGGAAGGGGAUGCCCAUAUUUUGUUCACUUUCGACUCAACUAGGGGAUAGGGAAAGGGAAGCCCAAACUUAUC
Molecule: messenger RNA, 2337 nt
Organism: Beta vulgaris subsp. vulgaris (sugar beet)
Lineage: Eukaryota; Viridiplantae; Streptophyta; Magnoliopsida; Caryophyllales; Amaranthaceae
Product: probable BOI-related E3 ubiquitin-protein ligase 2
Exons: 2
Coding region: 282-1127 (281 amino acids)
Molecular function (GO): ubiquitin-protein transferase activity
Source: RefSeq, a predicted model, not a curated record